UUUAGUUGUCGUGUUACUAUUGAAAUGAACGGUCGUCGCGAGAAGAGUCCGCUGUUAAAUGAAAAUAUUUUAGGUUUUUUCAUGGCAUCAAAACCAAAACAUUAAGAAAAUUGUUGACUUUUUGUACAUGAACGAGCAUAUGUUUGGCGAAUUUGAGUGAAAACACCAACAGUGCACCAGGCCAUCAAGUGGACAAAUCAUCUGCGAAAUGUUUUCCAGUAUGUCCAAAUAAAUUUACUUCCAGAAUUAAGUAAAAAAGUGGUACUGAAGCUGGUUCGGUUCGAUUUAUUUUUGUGUAUUUAUUCAAAUUGUUUGCCUUUGUGAUGAGUGCGAGUUGUGAGUACUCCGUACUCCCGCGACGAAAAAUAAGCUCUCGUGUUUUCGUUGACUUCGUACGGUUAAUGUUUUGUGUCAACUCGUUUUAUUGAAAUUUGUUUGAAAAGAAAGAAAAAAAACAGAAUUGUGCAUGUGUUUAAUGUGUUCUAGAGGGAUUCGGUGAACGUUUAAUCCCGACAAGAGAACACGUUACAUCGAAGUGAAUAGAAUGGAAAAUGCAUAGAAAUGAUUUUGCAAACACGCAUCGGACAAAAUAGAAAUUGAAGGAGAAGCUGUCGCAACACAAUCGAAGUGGUUAAAUACUGUACUCGUCCAGUUCUCGACCAGCAAGAAAGAGCGACAUUCAAAAUUUAUGAUGACUGUCAUCAGGGUUGUCUGAACCAGAACUUUGAUGUCAAAGAUACAAAUUGCCCGGCUCAUCAUAGCUGCCUGUCUGGCCAAACCAAAUGCAAACAAUCGGAUAUAAAAAUAGAUUUCAAUUGUCUACAAAUAAAUGUCACUGCAAAUUUAAUUACAGCAAAGAUACAACAAAACCAAAUCAUAUCUAACCUUAAAACUCGGUCAUUCUCACCCCGGCAAAGCAACGACCGCAAAAAAAUUAUGCAUUAUUAAUUUCAACAAUAAAUGCAAAUGGAAAUAUCAACGUCAACGUUGACAGCAGUGUCGAUAUAGUUUACCACCAAUACUCUGCACAAUGUGAAUGUAGAGCGGAGCUCAUCUACCCCCAUUAUCUACGCCAGCGCCGUCAGCGACAGCGACAUUAAUUUUAAUUAGAGCAAAUCAAAAAAGUAUAAAAAAUAGGAACAACAUCAGCUGAACCACUAUCGAGCUAAGCUGAGCUGCAACGGCCGCACAUCACACAGGAUCACAGCGAUUCAAUUAUGCAAAUAUUUAAUCACAUGUGACAGAAAAAGUUUUGCGAUUCAUCACCGAAAUUUAGAAGCAAUUAAGUUUCGGUUUUUUCUAAUGCAACUGAAGGAUUUGAAUUUGAACAUUUAAAGCGAGAGAGUGAGGCCCUGGAACAGACGUUGUCGAAAAAAAAACAUAACAAAGGAAUACGGCGACGCAAAGAUACUAAUGUUAAACAUAUUUGAGAGAAUUAAUCAUCACCAUGGACUACACUAGUUUGGGCUGUUGUGCUCUGGCAUUCGUCCUUUACCUGAACACCUUAAAUUCUGGAUUUGUAUACGACGACAGACGUGCAAUUCUAGCCAACACGGAUGUCUCAGGUACAACGCCAUGGCAAAGUGUUUUCCUGCACGACUACUGGGGCACACCGCUAACAGAUAGCGGUUCACACGGCUCCUAUCGGCCACUGUGCGUCCUUACAUUUCGACUGAACUUCCUCCUCAGUGGCUACAAUCCAUGGGGCUUCCAUCUGGUGAACAAUCUGCUGCACUGCCUAGCCACUGGCUUGGUGGUGAAGCUGGCUCGUCAUUUUCUCUCCUCAGUGUGGGGUGUUUUUGCGACGGGAGCCCUUUUCGCUGCACACCCCAUACACACUGAAGCUGUGGCCGGCAUCGUUGGCAGAGCUGAUUUAGCCGCGUGUGUUUGCUAUUUAGUGGCUUUCCUGACAUAUAUGCGUCACAUAGCGUGGCGGGAGAAAGGCGACCCCAUGCAAUGGCUGGCCUUAGGAUUAACCAUACUGACGUCCAUUGCAGCACUUCUAUUCAAAGAGACAGCCAUAACGGCGUUGGCAGUGUGUGGAAUUUUCGACGUCAUACGAGGACUGGCUGGCCUGAAGGACAAACAUCGCCUACGUAGUCUCUGUGUGCUGGGAUCAAUUUUAGUCGGCUGUGUUUACUGCCGUUUGGCGGUUAUACCGCGACCUCAGACUUUAUUCUCGACUGCUGACAACCCCAUCGCAAAAACAAAUUCGAUGUGGACACGCUUCCUGACAUUUCUCUAUCUGCCCGUAUUCAAUUUCAAACUGUUGCUGAACCCACAAGUGCUUAGUUUUGAUUGGGGCAUGAAUGCCAUCCCCCGAAUCACCAGUGUCUGGGAUGGCCGCAAUAUGUUGAGUGUAGGCUUCUACGGGGCACUGACGCUGACCGCAUGGCGCAGCUACUGCACUUUACUGAAUCGACACAAACGCCUCCAAUCUGGCCAGCAGCAAUCGCUGCUAUUAGCAGGCAGUGCGUACAGUGACACUACAUACCACCUGAAACCACAAAGUUUGCGUAAGUCACGAACCAAGCGAAAGUAUUGCAAACAAGUGCAGUGCCACACCGCAGGUGCGGUACCGCCAGCUUCGGAACAAUGUGAUAAUUAUUACAUUAUGAGGGCACCGUACUCCCAAACUUCACCCUCUCACAGUGGCGCAACCUGCUGCUCCUAUUUAAAACAAAAACUCCUCGGCAUAUCCUCGCCACAGCAGGCGGUCUGCGGCGACUGCAAAUUGGAAUUGAGUUCCCUGCACCACUGCACCUCGUGCAGGGUCUUAAAUAAUAACAAUAACAACAACAACAGUAUAUUGACACUAAGCUCAUCGAAUGUAUACCGCAGCGAGUGCUGCUGUCACCAGUUAAUGUCUUCCAGUGGUUCCGUUGGGACACCACAACUUUUUAGUUUUGCGCUACACAAGGCCAUCUCCUGCGUGGUGUCGUCACGCAGUUCCCGCAGCAGCAGCAGUUGUAGUAAUUCUACGACGGCAAGUAACAAGAGUUCUGAUAGCAGUGCUUCCUCCACCUCCACCUGCAGCUCACAGUCGUCGAAGUCCUCCAGUUCAGUCUUAUCGUCGCACCGAACACCAUCCUGGUCCACGCUGCAGUCGCACGAAGAUUAUCUCUUGUCGCACAUGACUCCCAAAUGUGCGAACGCCAGCAUUCUACUGAUGGCCAUGGCAUUUCUCACCCUGCCCUUCCUACCUGCCACAAAUCUCUUCUUUUACGUGGGCUUUGUAGUAGCCGAACGCCUGCUCUACCUACCAAGUGUGGGAUUCUGUCUUCUGAUUGGGUUUGGCGUUACUAAACUCUUUGACCGAUUCCACUCCAGCAAGUGUCCGCGAAACCGGCAAAUGAUUCUGGCCAGCCUAUUUGUUCUACUCUUCGCGCUGAGUGCCAGAACUGUGAGGCGAAACCUGGAUUGGAGAGAUGAAGAGAGUUUGUAUCGCAGUGCUGUGCAAAUAAAUCCACCUAAAGCUCUUGGCAAUUUAGGAAGUGUCCUUAGUUCCUUGGCUCGCUACAAAGAAGCCGAGGAAGUGCUGUUAGAAGCCAUCAAAUAUAGGCCAAAUAUGGCAGAUGUGCAUUUUAAUUUAGGAAUUUUAUAUCAGAAUCAACAAAAUUAUAAAUCCGCUGUAGUGAGUUUCAAAAAGGCCUUGAAUUUUCGACCUAAUUUAGCAGUGGCUUAUUUGAAUUUGGGCAUUUCGCUAAUAGCAUUAGGCAAAUGCCAAGAUGCGGCACAGGUGCUGCAGGAAGGGUCCAAGGUGGAUGGCACCGGUGUCAGAGAUCGGCAAGGCCAUGAAAAUGCUCGCAUUACAUCGUACCUGCAAUUGGGAUCCCUGUAUGUGGAACAGGGGAAGCUCCAUAGGGCUUUGGCAGUAUAUCGUGAAGCUCUUCAUGAGCUGCCGCACAACUACUACAAGCGUGAUGUGCUCUACCACAGAAUCGGUGAUAUUUUCGGACGGCUUCAACAGUGGGAUGAAGCGGAACGACAUCAUAGGGCAGCCUUGGAUCUACAACCAAACCAAGUUGCUGCUCAUUUGUCCUAUGGCAUAACGUUGGCCAGAAACAGCAGCAGAAUACAUGAGGCUGAAAUGUGGUUUAAACGCGCUUUGCAGUUAGCACCUGAGGAAGCCAGUGUUCACCAUCACUAUGCCGAAUUCCUAACAACACAAUCAAGAUUGGCCGAAGCUAUAGUUUAUAGAAUAAAAGCGGCCGAGCUUGCACCUCAAGAUUACUCACUGGUGGUGGCUGCUGCCACUGCCUUAAGACUAAUGGAUCGCAAGCUGGAAGCGGAAUACUGGUAUAGAAAGGCUGUCAGUUUACGACCAUCUGAUGCGCAUGCGCAUACAAACCUUGGUGCUAUUCUUCACCUGCUUGGGCGUACCUCAAAUGCUGCCGCUAGUUACAAAGAAGCCCUACGACUUCAACCUGGAGAUGCAACAACUUUGGGAAAUCUUGCCAAAUUGGGACUGACGGACACCAAAUAGACAACCGCACACAAUUCAAACUAGCAGUGCAAACAGACCAGAAAUGUAACCAACGCAUACAAAUGUAUAAUUAAAUGUGUGCUAUAUAAACAAUGUACAUAACCUAUACAUACACACACAUACGCAUAUGGACUCAAAUCGAAGAAACCAACAAAUCUUGAAAAGAUAUGUAAACAAAUGUAUAAUAAGCAACCAACACUAAUCUACAGACCAACAUUUAAAAUUUAAUUACGAAAUGAAAUGUUCGACUUUUUAUGUAAAUAUUUGCAAAACACAAAUUGACACAAUGUCAAAGAAGAUUCCCAAGAAAUCUGGUAAUUUUGUAACGACCUCUUACUUCGCAAACACGCAAACAGUAAACCUCACCACACCGUCUUCAGACCUGUUUUUCUUAUGGUUUACUUCGUUUAUAUUACGCCAUGUGUUUGUUUUAUUUUUCAUUUUUCGUUGUACAUAGCCUUUCCCAAAAAAAAAAAAAAACGAAAUCGUUUUUGUAUCAAUUCCAUCCCACCAUCCCCACCAUUGUAAAUAACAACUACACAUGUUUCGGGUCUGCGAAGAAGAGCGACAGAACAGAGGGUACAUUGUAUGGAGUAUAUAAUUUCUGUUAAGUUUACUUGUAGUUGUAUUGCAUUAUUAUUCUGUAGAUAAUUUAACAAAUAUAUAAAGAAAUUUAUCCGAGAAAUUACAUUCCUCAAUCACCCCACCUGCAUAUCCUGACCAUCCUCCCUCAUCCACCACGUUCAGCGUACCCUGACGAUGAGUAGAACAUUUGCAGUCGUCGUUUCGGACAUGUCCAAAUGAUUACAACAAAGAACUUAUCUCAGAUAACAAAUAAACAUAUUGUAAAUUAUGACAACAAAUUAUAUAACGCAAGGAAUAUAUUCGUAUAAAUAUAUAUUAUAAAAAAGAAAAGAGAGAAAAAAUAUAAAUACAUAAAAAUUGAAAA
Molecule: messenger RNA, 5435 nt
Organism: Musca domestica (house fly)
Lineage: Eukaryota; Metazoa; Arthropoda; Insecta; Diptera; Muscidae
Gene: Tmtc2
Product: protein O-mannosyl-transferase TMTC2
Exons: 11
Coding region: 1448-4486 (1012 amino acids)
Biological process (GO): protein O-linked glycosylation via mannose
Cellular component (GO): endoplasmic reticulum membrane
Molecular function (GO): protein binding; mannosyltransferase activity
Source: RefSeq, a predicted model, not a curated record